AUGGCAGGUCUGCUGGAUCUUCCAGCUGAAUUGAUUCUAGCCAUCGGUGACUACCUACAAAUGGGUACGAGACAGAUACCACUGCCAUUCCAUGAGCUUGGAGAUGCCUACCGCUACGCAAUAGAGCGUGAUCCACCACCUAGCUCCAAAUCCCUUCAUUCUUUCCUACUCGCCACCUGUCGCCUGAAUAGUCUUCUACAACCACUUUUCUAUCGUGAUAUAUUUGUCCGCAGAUAUGGUCAUGUCGGCGCACCAUCGCCACUGCAGCAGCUAAAUCGGAGUCUUGAAAAGGACCCAGGUCUCCAAGAGCACAUCAUCUCAGCGAUCAUUCCAUGUGACGACUCUAUUUAUGAUAUCCAUCAUUUCUUUUGGUUUUCCAACAUACGAGACCUUACUAUUCACAAGUUCAGUGAUUGGGAGCCUUUAGAAUUUCCAAACAACUCACAUAUUGGCACUUCACCUGUGGAAUGUCUAAAGCUGAUUGAUUGUGGGGCGCAUGAGGGAGCUCUAGCCGCUGUAUUAAGCUGGCCGGCAUCUUUGAAGACGCUUCACUACGACGCCGAGCAAGGUGAGUGGGAGGGCCAUAUUGGAGACGAACCAGCCAAAACCUGGACAUGUGCUGCUUUUGUGCGCACGCUGCAACCGCAAAAAACAACGUUGGUAGAACUGACGAUGACACGGCCACCGCUUGUCCAUGAAGGACUGGGCAAUGGACCUCGCAUUGAUCUGAGCGAGUUCAUGGCCCUUAGAAUCCUGCGCAUUUAUCAUGUCUUCCUCUGUGGGUGGGAUGCUCCGCAUGGGGUCUGGAAAGGCUUACCUCACAGUCUGGAGGUGUUGGAGAUCUUUUAUGACGAUACCGAGCUCACUGAAUUCCUGAGUGAGACUGAUAAUUUGGAGCACGACAAUUUCAUGCUCGAUUUGAUCCAGCAUAAGAGGGUGCAUCUUCCAUAUUUACACACAGUGAACAUCUACUCGACUGAAACAGUUCCUAAUUCUGAAACAGAGGAGGAUGUGCUCGAGGGAAGCUGGAGGCUGGCACCAUCUUUGCUCGCGCGCGAAGCGAAAUCUGCUGGUGUAAAGCUGAAAGUAUGGCUGGGAUACGGGGAUAAUCAAGACUUCGAGAAACCGACGUUUUCGAGUCACUAG
Molecule: messenger RNA, 1146 nt
Organism: Penicillium roqueforti
Lineage: Eukaryota; Fungi; Ascomycota; Eurotiomycetes; Eurotiales; Aspergillaceae
Exons: 1
Coding region: 1-1146 (381 amino acids)
Source: RefSeq, a predicted model, not a curated record